UUGAUUAAUACUUGUGGAUUCGACAGUUUCGUUCAUGUACUUGAAUACGCUGCUCUAGAUGACUCCAAGUAUAGACAAUUACUGGAAACUUCAAGUAAUGAAUUUUUUAAAUUUGUUUUGGACUUUCUGAAUGAUGGUGCGACUACGAAAAUACUGCUAAGGCGCUGUGCCCUCCUCUGCAAGCACUAUUCUCUGAUGAAAUCCAGCUAUUGCACUUCUCUGGAUCCUUUUAAAUUAGAUUGUGAAGAUACGUUGACGCGCAUUUGGAGAAAAUGUUAUGCUGAACCAGUAGCAUAUCGUGGAACGCAUUGCGACAAUAUUUACUGUUCAGUCGGAAAUACGAGAAAAUUGUAUGAUUUAGCCGUUGAUCAUCAUAUAAUUAUUGACAAGGGAUUUAGAGAGGGUUUACCUGAAGCAAUUGAUGUUUGUCGAACUUGGCAAUGCAAGAUACCUGGAUGUGGAGCCACGGUAAUAGAGACACUUGACUGUAAAGAAACCGUCUUCGUUGAGCUUGACAUUCGCAAUUGCAGGGAAGAAAAGGGCAAUAGGACGUUGGGAUGCCAAUUAAGAGAUAUACCUGUAAAAUUGGAUCUCGGAAAAGCUUACAGAUUAAUCGGUAUUAUAGCAUUUAUACCUGAUAUGAAGCACUUUGUAGCUCAUUGCCGACGGAGAACUGGUGAGUGGGUUGAAGUCGACGACCUCAGCUCAGGACCGCAACGAGAAUAUGAUGAUGUCAAAGUAAUCCCAUUUGGUGCCUUAUAUAUUAGCAGGUAAAUUGAAUAAUAAAAAUCACCCAACCAAAGUACGUGUCAACUAAGUGCGAUAGAAAGGACUGACUUAUGUGAUACUCAGAAUAUAAAUCUGUGAUCUAUUUAAAAAAUGAGAAGAUAACAUUUCAACUUUUAUCAUAUUUAUAAAAAAAAAUACGAAAUUUGUUCUGUUAAUGAUAUUUAAAUGUUCAAACCCUAGCAAAGCUGCAUCCAUGGAGUUCCAUGGAUGCUUAUAUGGAUAGGGAAU
Molecule: messenger RNA, 1017 nt
Organism: Fopius arisanus
Lineage: Eukaryota; Metazoa; Arthropoda; Insecta; Hymenoptera; Braconidae
Exons: 2
Coding region: 196-774 (192 amino acids)
Source: RefSeq, a predicted model, not a curated record